This is a messenger RNA of Trichosurus vulpecula (common brushtail), 8901 nucleotides long. It is a transcript of the gene NOTCH1, whose product is annotated as notch receptor 1. NCBI's taxonomy places the organism in Eukaryota, Metazoa, Chordata, Mammalia, Diprotodontia, Phalangeridae. The coding region runs from base 84 to 7718 and encodes 2544 amino acids. Gene Ontology annotation, molecular function: calcium ion binding; signaling receptor activity; protein binding. The record is from RefSeq and is a predicted model, not a curated record. Gene Ontology annotation, biological process: Notch signaling pathway; establishment or maintenance of epithelial cell apical/basal polarity; regulation of DNA-templated transcription. Gene Ontology annotation, cellular component: protein-containing complex; plasma membrane. The transcript is spliced from 34 exons.
CCGGAGACCUUAUGUCACUCUGAGCCUUUCUGGGAUUGCCCGAGCGAAGCGCCGCUGGGGGAGAGCUGGCCGCUGCGGGAGGCAUGCGGCCGCUCCUAGUGCCCGUCGUCUGUCUGUCGCUGCUGCCGGUCCUCGCACGAGGUUUUCGGUGUUCACAACCUUCAGAAACCUGUCUGAAUGGAGGCAAGUGUGAAAUCUAUGACAAUGGAACAGAGUCAUGCAUUUGCAGCGGGCCCUAUGUUGGUGAGCGUUGUCAAGCCCCCAACCCUUGCCUCAGUUCCCCAUGCAAGAACGCUGGGACCUGCCACACGGUCAUCCAGGGCAGCAUCGUGGACUAUGCCUGCACCUGCCGCCUGGGCUUCUCUGACCGACUUUGCCUGACGCCAGAGGACAAUGCCUGUUUGAAUAACCCUUGCCGGAAUGGAGGCACCUGUGAACUCAUCACACUCACUGACUUCAAGUGCCGCUGUCCCCCAGGAUGGUCAGGUAAAACGUGCCAACAGGCUGACCCCUGUGCAUCCAAUCCCUGUGCCAAUGGUGGGCAGUGCCUGCCCUUUGAGUCCAGCUACAUCUGUGGAUGCCCACCUGGUUUCCACGGCCCUACCUGUAAGCAUGAUGUCAACGAGUGUAACCAGAACCCUGCCAUCUGCAAGAAUGGGGGUACCUGCCACAAUGAGGUUGGCUCCUACCAAUGUGUCUGCCGAUCAGCCUUCACCGGCCAGAACUGUGAGCAGCUCUAUGUGCCAUGCAACCCAUCCCCCUGCCAGAACGGAGGCACCUGCCGUCAGACUGGAGAUACCACCUAUGAAUGUACUUGUCUGCCAGGUUUUACUGGCCAGAACUGUGAAGACAACAUUGAUGACUGUCCUGGCAAUAACUGUAAGAACGGAGGGACCUGUGUGGAUGGGGUAAACACCUACAAUUGCCGUUGCCCCCCAGAAUGGACAGGUCAAUAUUGUACGGAGGAUGUGGAUGAGUGUCAGCUUAUGCCCAAUGCCUGCCAGAAUGGCGGUACUUGCCAUAAUACCCAUGGUGACUACAACUGUGUGUGUGUCAAUGGCUGGACUGGUGAGGACUGCAGUGAAAAUAUUGAUGACUGUGCGAAUGCUGCCUGUUUCCAUGGUGCCACCUGCCAUGACCGUGUUGCUUCCUUCUACUGUGAAUGUCCCCAUGGCCGUACAGGCCUGCUUUGCCACCUCAAUGACGCUUGCAUCAGCAACCCCUGCAACGAGGGCUCCAACUGUGAUACCAACCCCGUCAAUGGCAAGGCUAUCUGUACUUGCCCCUCUGGCUAUAUGGGACCAGCCUGCAACCAAGAUGUGGAUGAGUGCUCUUUGGGUGCUAAUCCUUGUGAGCAUGCUGGCAAAUGCAUCAACACCCUUGGCUCCUUUGAGUGUCAGUGCCUGCAAGGGUAUACUGGACCCCGAUGUGAGAUCGAUGUCAAUGAGUGUAUCUCCAAUCCUUGUCAGAAUGAUGCCACCUGCUUGGACCAGAUUGGAGAGUUCCAGUGUAUCUGCAUGCCAGGCUAUGAGGGUGUUUAUUGUGAGAUCAACAUAGAUGAGUGUGCCAGCAGCCCAUGCUUGCACAACGGCCAGUGCGUCGACAAGAUCAGCGAGUUCCACUGCAAUUGCCCCACGGGAUUCAAUGGGCAACUCUGUCAGUAUGACAUUGAUGAGUGUGCCAGCACCCCUUGUAAGAAUGGAGCAAAGUGUGUGGAUGGCCCCAACACCUACACCUGCGAGUGUACUGAAGGUUUCACAGGUUCCCACUGUGAGGUAGACAUCAACGAAUGUGACCCUGACCCCUGCCACUAUGGAACCUGUAAGGAUGGCAUUGCUGCUUUCACCUGCCUCUGCCACCCAGGUUAUACUGGGCAUCGCUGUGAAACCAACAUCAAUGAAUGUCAGAGCCAGCCUUGCCGAAAUGGAGGCACCUGUCAGGACCGCCACAAUGCCUACAACUGUCUCUGUCUUAAGGGGACCACAGGGCCCAACUGUGAGAUCAACCUUGAUGACUGUGCCAGCAACCCCUGUGACUCUGGCAAAUGCAUAGACAAGAUUAAUGGUUACGAGUGUGCAUGUGAGCCAGGUUACACAGGGAGUAUGUGCAACAUCAACAUUGAUGAAUGUGCUGGAAACCCAUGUCACAAUGGUGGCACGUGUGAGGAUGGCAUCAAUAGCUUCACCUGCCACUGCCCCGAUGGCUACCAUGAUCUCACAUGCCUAUCUGAAGUCAAUGAAUGCAGCAGUAACCCAUGUAUACAUGGGAAAUGCCGGGAUGGCCUUAAUGGGUACAAGUGUGAUUGUGACCCAGGCUGGAGUGGCACGAACUGUGACAUCAAUAACAACGAGUGUGAGUCCAACCCAUGUGUUAAUGGGGGGACCUGCAAGGACAUGACCAGUGGCUACGUGUGCACUUGCCGUGAGGGUUUCAGUGGCCCCAACUGUCAGACCAACAUCAAUGAGUGUGCUUCCAACCCAUGUCUGAACCAGGGCACCUGUAUUGAUGAUGUGGCUGGCUACAAGUGUAACUGCCUUCUACCCUAUACUGGUGCCACCUGUGAGGAAGUGCUGGCUCCAUGUGCCAAAGACCCAUGCAAAAAUGGUGGAGAGUGUAAGGAGUCAGAGGAUUAUGAGAGCUUCUCAUGUAUGUGCCCCACAGGCUGGCAAGGACAGACCUGUGAGAUUGACAUCAAUGAAUGUGUGAAGAGCCCAUGUCGCAAUGGAGCUACCUGUCAGAAUACCAAUGGAAGUUACCGCUGCAGCUGCAGGGCUGGCUACACUGGACGCAACUGUGAGACCGAUGUGGAUGAUUGCCAGCCAAAUCCUUGUCACAAUGGUGGUGCCUGCUCGGAUGGUAUCAAUACCGCCUUCUGUGACUGCCUGCCCGGCUUCCGUGGUCCCCAGUGCGAGGAGGACAUCAACGAGUGUGCCAGCAACCCAUGUAAGAAUGGGGCCAAUUGUACCGACUGUGUCAACAGUUAUACCUGUACAUGUCCAUCUGGCUUCAGUGGAAUCCACUGUGAGAACAACACUCCAGAUUGCACCGAGAGCUCCUGCUUUAAUGGGGGCACCUGUGUGGAUGGCAUCAACACCUUCACCUGCCUCUGCCCACCAGGCUUCACAGGCAGCUACUGUCAACAUGACAUAAAUGAAUGCGACUCACGCCCUUGCCUACAUGGGGGUACCUGCCAGGACAGCUACGGCACCUACAAGUGUACCUGUCCUCAAGGGUACACAGGCCUCAAUUGCCAGAACCUGGUACGCUGGUGCGACUCAUCACCCUGUAAGAAUGGCGGGACGUGCUGGCAGACCAACAAUCUGUACCGCUGUGAGUGCGUCAGGGGCUGGACUGGCCUCUACUGUGAUGUACCCAGUGUGUCCUGUGAGGUGGCUGCCAAGCAGCAAGAUACUGAUGUGGCCCACCUGUGCCAGAACUCUGGGCUCUGCAUGGACACUGGUAACACCCACUACUGCCGCUGCCAGCCAGGCUAUACAGGGAGCUACUGUGAGGAGCAGGUAGAUGAGUGCUCUCCCAAUCCCUGCCAGAAUGGAGCUACCUGUACGGACUAUCUGGGAGGCUAUUCGUGUGAGUGUGUCGCCGGCUACCAUGGAGUGAACUGCUCUGAGGAGAUCAAUGAAUGUUUGUCCCAUCCUUGCCAGAAUGGUGGCACAUGCAUCGAUCUGAUCAAUACAUACAAGUGCUCGUGUCCUAGAGGGACUCAGGGUGUGCACUGUGAGAUCAACGUGGAUGACUGCAAUCCCUUCAUCGAUCCCCUUACCCGGGGGCCGAAAUGUUUCAAUAGUGGCAAGUGUGUUGACCAAGUUGGAGGCUACAGUUGUAACUGCCCUCCUGGUUUUGUUGGAGAGCGCUGUGAAGGGGAUGUCAAUGAAUGUCUCUCUAACCCUUGUGAUCCCCAUGGCACUCAGAACUGUGUACAGCGUGUCAAUGACUUCAAGUGCGAAUGUCGGCAGGGAUACACAGGGCGCCGCUGUGAUUCAGUUGUUGAUGGCUGUAAGGGCAAGCCUUGCAAGAAUGGUGGGACCUGUGCUGUGGCAACCAACACCGGACGUGGCUUCAUCUGCAACUGCCCCUCUGGCUUUGAAGGUGCCACGUGUGAGAAUGAUUCCCGUACCUGCGGUAGCCUGCACUGCAGGAACGGGGGCACCUGUGUCUCUGGCCAGAAGAGCUCGAAGUGCUUGUGUAUGGGAGCCUUUACGGGCCCUGAGUGCCAGUACCCAGUGAGCAGCCCGUGCCUCUCCAACCCCUGCUACAACCAGGGAACGUGCGAGUUCAUCCCUGAGAGCCCCUUCUACCAGUGCCACUGCCCUGCCAACUUCAAUGGGCUUUUGUGCCACAUCCUGGACUACAGUUUCUUGGGUGGGGUGGGGAGAGACAUCACCCCACCUGAAUUUGAGGAGAAAUGUGAGAUCCCUGAGUGCAGGAAGGACACUGGUAAUAAGAUCUGUGAUGGCAAGUGUAAUAACCAUGCUUGCGGCUGGGACGGCGGAGACUGUUCCCUUAACUUCAACGACCCCUGGAAGAAUUGCACUCAGUCCCUGCAAUGCUGGAAGUAUUUCAACGAUGGCAGCUGUGACAGCCAGUGCAACAAUGCUGGCUGCCUGUUCGAUGGCUUUGAUUGCCAGAAAGUAGAGGUCCAGUGCAACCCCCUGUAUGACCAAUACUGUAAGGACCACUUCAGCGAUGGCCACUGUGACCAGGGUUGCAACAACGCAGAGUGUGAGUGGGAUGGUUUGGACUGUGCUGACAACAUGCCCGAGAAGCUGGCGGAUGGGACCCUGGUGGUCGUGGUGCUCAUGCUCCCAGAAAACCUGAAGAACAACUCUUUCCACUUCCUUCGGGAGCUCAGCCGAGUGUUGCACACCAACGUGGUCUUCAAAAAGAAUCCUAAGGGGGAGUACAUGAUCUACCCUUACUAUGGCAAUGCGGAGGAGCUGAAAAAGCACCACAUCAAGAGGUCUGCAGAGAGCUGGGCUGACAUGCCAGGCGCUGUCUUCAAUACCAUGAAGACUUCUCUUUACUCCCGAGUUGGAGGGAGGCAGCGGAGGGAGCUGGACCAGAUGGACAUCCGAGGGUCAAUUGUGUAUCUGGAAAUUGACAACCGCCAAUGUAUCCAGUCGUCCUCCCAGUGUUUUCAGAGUGCAACAGAUGUGGCAGCCUUCCUGGGGGCCUUGGCUUCGAUGGGGAACCUUAACAUUCCCUACAAAAUUGAAGCUGUACAGAGUAAGACAGUGGAAUCCCCGGAGAACCCAAAGUUGUAUCCUAUGUAUGUGGUGGUGGCUGCUUUGGCGCUGCUGGCCUUCAUUGGCUUCGGUGUGCUGGUGUCAAGAAAACGGCGCAGGGAACAUGGCCAGCUGUGGUUCCCUGAGGGCUUCAAAGUGACCGAGUCCAGCAAGAAGAAACGGCGGGAGCCUUUAGGCGAGGAUUCAGUGGGAUUGAAACCCCUGAAGAAUGCCUCAGACGGUGCCUUAAUGGAUGACAACCAGAAUGAAUGGGGAGAUGAAGACCUGGAGACCAAGAAAUUCAGGUUUGAAGACCAAGUCAUGCUGCCAGACAUGGAUGAUCAGACAGAUCACCGGCAGUGGACUCAGCAGCAUCUCGAUGCUGCUGACCUUCGGAUCCCCUCGAUGGCUCCCACCCCACCACAGGGCGAGAUUGAUGCUGACUGCAUGGAUGUCAACGUCAGAGGUCCUGAUGGUUUCACCCCCUUGAUGAUUGCUUCAUGUAGUGGAGGGGGCCUAGAGACAGGCAACAGUGAAGAGGAGGAGGAUGCGCCAGCUGUCAUUUCGGACUUCAUCUACCAGGGAGCUAGCCUGCACAACCAAACAGACCGAACUGGGGAGACAGCCCUUCAUCUGGCUGCUCGCUACUCCCGUUCAGAUGCAGCCAAACGUCUGCUGGAGGCCAGUGCAGAUGCCAAUAUUCAAGACAACAUGGGCCGGACUCCUCUCCAUGCAGCUGUGUCUGCUGAUGCUCAGGGGGUCUUCCAGAUCCUGAUCCGGAAUAGAGCUACAGAUCUGGAUGCUCGAAUGCAUGAUGGGACCACCCCACUGAUCCUGGCUGCCCGCUUGGCAGUGGAGGGCAUGCUGGAGGACCUGAUCAACUCCCAUGCAGAUGUCAAUGCAGUUGAUGAUCUGGGCAAGUCUGCCCUGCACUGGGCUGCUGCAGUAAAUAAUGUUGAUGCUGCUGUUGUACUGCUGAAAAAUGGAGCAAAUAAGGAUAUGCAGAACAACAAGGAAGAAACGCCUCUGUUCCUCGCAGCCAGAGAAGGGAGUUAUGAGACUGCCAAAGUUCUGCUGGACCAUUUUGCAAACCGGGACAUAACCGAUCACAUGGAUCGACUGCCUCGCGAUAUUGCUCAAGAGCGGAUGCACCAUGACAUUGUGCGGCUUCUGGAUGAAUACAAUUUGGUGCGCAGCCCACCCCUGCACAAUGGGCCACUGGGGGCACCCACCUUGUCUCCUCCACUCUGCUCCCCUAACAGUUACAUUGGCAACCUGAAGCCAGCUGUCCAGGGCAAGAAGGCCCGGAAACCCAGCACCAAGGGACUCAGUUGUAAUGGCAAGGAUGCCAAAGACAUCAAGGCCCGUAGGAAAAAGUCUCAAGAUGGGAAGGGCUGCCUCUUGGACAGUUCCAGUGUUCUGUCCCCUGUUGACUCUCUUGAGUCACCCCAUGGCUACCUGUCAGAUGUGGCUUCUCCACCACUAAUGACUUCCCCCUUCCAGCAGUCCCCAUCCAUGCCCCUGAACCACUUACCUGGUAUGCCUGAUGCCCAUCUAAGCAUCAAUCACCUGAACAUGGCUGGGAAGCAGGAGAUGGCUGCACUGGGCAGUGCCAACCGCUUGGGUUUUGAUGCCGUGCCGCCUCGCCUGUCUCACCUUCCUGUUGCUUCUAGUCCCAGCUCAGUAAUGACUAGCGGAUCUAUGAAUUUCGCAGUCGGCGGAACAGCCAGCCUGAAUGGGCAAUGUGAGUGGCUUUCACGACUCCAGAAUGGGAUGGUCCAAAAUCAGUAUAAUCCACUGAGAGGGAACAUCCCAGCUGGACCUCUGAAUCCACCUGCCCAGAGCCUCCAGCACAACAUCUUAGGGCCACUCCACAAUGGCCUUUCCUCGACUACCCUGUCCCAGAUGAUGAGUUACCAGGGUAUGCCUAACACACGGCUGGCUACCCAGCCCCACAUGAUGCAGGCCCAACAGUUGCAGCAGAUGCAGCCACAGCAAAACUUGCAAGCACAGCAAAACUUGCAGCAGCAGCAGCAAAAUUUGCAGCAGCAACAGCAGCAGCAGCACAACACAAGCUCCACGACAGGCCACAUUGGCCAGAGUUUCCUUGGCAGCGAGUUGAACCAACAAGAUGUACAACAGCUGGGGAGCAGUAGCAUGGCUGUGCACACCAUUCUGCCACAGGAGACCCAGAUCCUGCCAACAACCCUGCCAUCUUCUCUUUCUCAGCCCAUGACCACUACUCAGUUCUUGACACCACCAUCUCAACACAGUUACUCUUCCCCCAUGGACAACACCCCCAGUCACCAGCUUCAAGUUCCUGAUCAUCCUUUCUUGACCCCAUCCCCAGAGUCACCUGACCAGUGGUCUAGCUCCUCUCCACAUUCCAACAUCUCCGACUGGUCAGAAGGCAUAUCAAGCCCACCUACCAGUAUGCAGUCACAGAUAGCGCACAUUCCAGAUGCUUUUAAGUGAACACAUGGUGUGUGUCUCACCACAAAACUUGAUAUCUUUUUCUUUCCUAAGAACCAUGAAAGGAAAGAAGACAUUCGGGAAUGUGACUUGACUGAAGGAUUCGAUUUUCUUUUCUUUUUUUUAUAUGUUUUUAUACAGAAUAAGAUGAAAUUUUAAUUUUUUUUAGUAUUUAUUUAUGUACUUUUAUUUUACAUGAAAACACUGCCUUUUUAUUUAUAUGUUCCAUGUAGGUCUCAAAGAAAAAAGUUUGUUUUGAGACAAAAUUAGCUGUUUAGAAAAAUGAUUUUCUUUAAUAAGAUGAUUUUUUGUGUGUGUUUGUAAAGAUAAGCAAAGAUUCAUGAUUUAGAAGUUACACUUAUUUAUUGAUAAUCUUUCUAAAUUCAGAGAUAAAUGAUAGGAAGGGAGGAGAGGGGAAAGAGUUAUUUUUAAACCAGCUAUGCAGAAAAGCUCCCCCAAACUGCAGUUUUUCCCUGGCCCCAUCCCACACCUGCCAGUACCACCCAUUGCCUUAGUCAUCUUUCAGUGUUUUCAGUAUCAGUGGACUGACAACAUCUGUCUCUGCAAGUAGAAGUUGUAAAAGUUUAAAUUUUCAAAAAAACCUAAAAGAAAAGAAAAAAAAAGAUACUUUGAGGCCUUCAGCAGAAGCCCUGUAUUAAUUUGCAUGUCUGGCUUUAAUAAGAAUUUGAGGUAUCUUAAAAUGGAAUGAUUUUUUGAAAUGUGCGUAAAAUGUUUCCUUGAGGAUACAUUUUAUGGUACCAAUCAUGAAUCUUUGUUUACAAUUUCAGUAUUAUGUAGUUUCAGGUUCUUGUUCUUUCAAAAAAAAAAGGUUUUGGGGUUUUUUUUUUUAUUUAAACACUGAUAUGAGCAGUGAGGCCUUCAGACCUAUGCUCAUUAUUAAGCUAAUAGAUUUUCAUACCUUAGAUGCCACCAGUUCAGAAAAAAAAAAAGACAUAAAACAGGACUGCGCAUGGCAUCAACAAAGGAAAAGAAACACCUCACCUUUAAUGUCUUUUUUUCAGGUUCAGCAUAUAAUUGAAUGAACAAGUUCUGGGAUUGGGGUUUGGUAUAACCCCACCUUGAUUUUCUGCUCCUAUUUUUUAUAGGAAGUUUUCCAGGACACUUUAGCUACCUGCAUAAAGGUUUUUUGGUGGUUUUUUUUUUUUAAACAAAUUCAUUAUACCAG